AUGAAAUAAAAUAAUCAGACUUAAUAUUCCCAAACAAGUAUUGAUAAAUUAAAAAAGGACAUCAGCAAAACUUUUGCUACAUAAACAGUCAAAUCUGAACAGAGUAUCAAAUUAGAUCAGUAUAAAAAAAGAAUAAUGAAUGUUUUAUCUUAAAUGGAUGAUAAGAAUUAAUAGGUUUAAGUAUAGUAAACCUAAUCAGAAAUAUCUACAAAUCUACUUUUAUCAACUAAAAAUGCAAUAGUUGAAAAUAUCAAAGUACUUCAGCCAUCAGAAAAGAAUCUGAAAAACAUUGAACGAAAUCUAGAUAAAUUAUUUACACUACAAGAAGAAUUACAAGAGCAUCCUUAAAACAAAGAAAUAAAAUAACUCUUAUGGAAAAUAGAAAUGAAGAUUACAUAAUAAACUAAUUUAACUAAAGCAAUAAAUGAUGAUAAAAAAUGUUAAAUAUGUUUUGAAAAAGAUAAAGAAUAUGUAGCAAUACCAUGUGGACAUUAUAUUUAUUGUGAAAAUUGUAAAGAUUUAAUAAAGAAGGAUUGUCUGAUUUGUAGAAAUCCCAUAACAUCUGUAUUGAAAAUAUACUAAUGA
This is a messenger RNA of Paramecium sonneborni, 585 nucleotides long. The record is from the annotation of a GenBank genome assembly. NCBI's taxonomy places the organism in Eukaryota, Ciliophora, Oligohymenophorea, Peniculida, Parameciidae.